AGGACUGGCAGGGUGCGGUCUGAAGUGGCAACAGAUUGCUUUGGAUCACUAAAAUCCUUUCAAUUCAACUGGAAAGCUGCAGCUUGUUGCACGCGGGCCGCGGAGGACCCAUCAGCCAAAACAGCAGACGAAAGUGGCUGAUGUGAGAAAAGGAGGGAGAGAAACCACAACACUGUCCCUUGGAUAUCAAACCACUCUCUCUCUUCAACUCUCACACCCACCAAAUCGACUUUGAACCUGUUUGUUUAAAUACACGGACUUUACAGCCUUAACUUAUUGUUGGUUGUGCGCAGAGACGGUAGCGGAUUUUCUCAUCCGGAACAGCUUGUGGAGAGACUAAAAGCUUUUUUUUUGGUGUCCUCAUGGUUCCUCCUCAUGUAGCAGAGGAACUGCUCAUUUUCUAUCCGAAUCCCUCGGACGCACUGUUGCAGCUGUCACGGACAAUGGAGACUGAACCGGGGAGGCAUUGAAGACAUCUCUCUCCCCCGGGAGAGUCUUCCCUCCCCCCCGGGGCGAUGCGGAUCUCCCUUUUUCUACUCACCGCCUCUCUGUGUGCCUUGGUCCUCCUCCUCGCACCUGCUUUGGAGGGCUGCGGCCCGGGGAGGGGAAUCGGCAAGAGGCGAUUCCCGAAGAAGCUCAUCCCGCUCGCCUACAAGCAGUUCAGCCCGAAUGUCGCCGAGAAGACUCUCGGGGCCAGCGGGAGACCAGAGGGCAAAAUAACGCGCAGCUCCGAGCGCUUCAAAGAACUGACUCCCAAUUAUAAUACAGACAUCAUCUUUAAAGAUGAAGAGGACACGGGUGCCGACAGGCUCAUGACCCAGCGCUGUAAAGACAAGUUAAACUCUCUGGCUAUUUCUGUGAUGAACAUGUGGCCGGGUGUGAAGCUGAGAGUUACUGAAGGCUGGGAUGAGGACGGCCAUCAUUCGGAGGACUCACUGCACUACGAGGGCCGUGCAGUUGACAUCACCACAUCUGACAGAGACAGAAAUAAGUAUAACAUGUUGGCCCGCUUGGCUGUAGAAGCUGGAUUUGACUGGGUUUACUAUGAGUCCAAAGCCCACGUUCACUGCAGUGUCAAGUCAGAGCACUCAGUGGCAGCUAAAACUGGAGGCUGUUUCCCUGGUGAUGCCCAGGUCUUCCUUGAGGGCGGUGGUACUAAACAGAUGCGUCACCUUCUCCCUGGUGACAGAGUCUUGUCUUCAUCAACAAAAGACGGCCACACAUCACUUCUCUACAGCCCGGUCAUAUCAUUUCUGGACCGCCAGCCCAACAUCAUGAAGACUUUCUACAUUAUUGGGACAGAUGCUGGCUUCAACAUCAGUCUCACAGCUGCUCAUUUGAUCUUUACUGCAGACUGUGCUGAUGGUGGGAACAAAACAAAGCCUCAAGAGACAUUUUUUCCUUCCAUUUGGACCGACAGGGGUCGCUCAGGAGCUCAUCUGAGAACAGUUUUCGCCAGUCAAGUUCAGCCGGGACAGUGUGUCUACACAUCAUCAGAGGAAUCAGAGCCACAUGUAAGAAUUUCAGUUGUGACCUUUGUAGAGGAGCAGAGAAGCACUGGGUUAUACGCCCCACUUACCCAGCACGGGUCCAUUGUUGUGAACGGUGUGCUUUCAUCCUGCUAUGCUGCAGUGGACAGUCAUGAAUUGUCGCACUGGGCGUUUGCCCCGCUAAGAUUCCUCUACAGUAUGCUGGGGUCUUCACAAGCGCAGAGUGACGGCGUGCACUGGUACCCACGGCUUCUCCACAGGCUCGGGGAGCUACUGCUGGAUGCUGGACAUUUCCAUCCCUGGGGUAUUGAGCAAUGACACGUAUAGUUGCCACCCAGACUUGUCACAGAUUGAUGACUUCCUUUACAUAUGUUUAUUCAGGGGCACAAAACAUGAGCACAACUGUUUUUCCUUAGAAAACAGCAACCAAGAGACCACCAAAGAUGACAGAUUAUAUGUAAAUGUAUGUAUUUUUUUAUUAACUUACUUAACCAUAUUGUUGUACUUGAAAAAACUUUUUGUCAAAUUCCGUUGUGCAAGAAAUAAAGCAAACUAUGAUUUCAGUUUUAUAAAAAUUAGCAAUCAGACAUGGUAUUUAUCAAUAUCAGAACUCGUAUAAAGAACAAGGAGAAAAUUUUAAUGCUGCAGCUCAGUAACUUUUUACCUUUAAAUAAUCAUUAAAAAAAUUUGCAUUAUUUUCUCUGGAUAUAGAAGGAAUUUAUUUUCAAAAGUUGUUGAGGGUUGAAAAUGAGGCUGAAGAGAAAGGAGAAAGUGGUGUUUGUUAAAAAAAAAAGCCUUGUGCAUGUCCAGUUACCAAAAUGGAAAAGUCAUUCAUUCUUCAUGGCUUUUGUUUUCAGGGACUAGUUUGUAUAGAAAGUGGAGACCGUGUGGUGUUUUAGGGAAAAGGCUGCAGCCCGGUGCUGAGUUGUAGUAUCACUGAUGCAGAGAGCUUUGAUUAUCAUUCCAUAGUCUGACUUAAGCUUUGCCUCCACUUUAACUGGCUUUUCAUGCUUCUUUGCUUCUAUCAGGGUUAUGUUGUUGCUUUUGCGUUAUUGUAAUUUUUAAGUGUCAUUUUUCAGGUCAGUAGUAAGACUCAGGCUGUAUUCAACUACUGUAUUAAUUAUCAUCUAUGCAUCUUAUUGAAUAGCAAUAAUUAUUGUUAUAUUUUAAUGUUAAGUAUACAAAAAAAUCUAUUUUUUUGGGAUCUACAGAGGGAGCAUUAAAUUUGACAAUGACAUCUGUAAUAUGGAGAGAAUUUAUUCUGUUGAUAUUGUGGGCAUAAUGGGAAGAAAAAAAUCCAAUACCAUGCUGGUUGGACCAAAUGGCAUCUGAACAUCUCACAUAUUUAAAUCACUCGGGACUUUCAGGCAUUUAUCUACACACGCCUACAGAUUUGUCAUAUAUGUAUAUUAAACUGUUGUUGGAGAGAAUAUUUAAAGUUCUAUUUUUAGAAAAAUCCUGUAAAUGUAUUAUUAUAUUUUCAGAACCGUGUUGAUAAAAUGUGUAUUUGGCAUAUAAAGAUCUUGUUUGCAAGUUAA
Oryzias latipes (Japanese medaka) is the source of this 3028-nucleotide messenger RNA. RefSeq names its product indian hedgehog B protein. Gene Ontology annotation, biological process: protein autoprocessing; multicellular organism development; smoothened signaling pathway. NCBI's taxonomy places the organism in Eukaryota, Metazoa, Chordata, Actinopteri, Beloniformes, Adrianichthyidae. The record is from RefSeq and is a predicted model, not a curated record. Gene Ontology annotation, molecular function: patched binding; calcium ion binding.